Photinus pyralis (common eastern firefly) is the source of this 968-nucleotide messenger RNA. RefSeq names its product ER membrane protein complex subunit 7 (gene EMC7). Bases 44 to 730 code for a protein of 228 amino acids. Gene Ontology annotation, cellular component: EMC complex. NCBI's taxonomy places the organism in Eukaryota, Metazoa, Arthropoda, Insecta, Coleoptera, Lampyridae. The record is from RefSeq and is a predicted model, not a curated record. Gene Ontology annotation, molecular function: carbohydrate binding. The transcript has a single exon.
ACGUGGUAUUUACAUUUUUAAUGAUUUAUGGCUAUGCGUUAAGAUGACAAUUGCAAUGAACAAAUAUUUUUUAAUUUUGAGUGUAGUUUUCGUAUCGUAUUUAAAAGCGGUUUCGUCAGAGAGUAAUUUGGAGGAUGACAAUGAGACGCAAGGACGGUAUCUUAUUGAAGGAAAGGUUUUUCCAAUGGAACUCCCUUUCACACCUCCAAAUUGGCAGGCGAACACUCGAUUACACGUGAACGGCGGCGAAUACAUCGGCUUCGUUAAAGAAGACGGUACGUUUAUAAUCCACAAUAUGCCUUCGGGAUCAUACAUUCUGGAAGUACUCCAUCCGGAAUUUUCCUACGAACCGGUUCGAGUCGAAAUAAACUCCAAAGGCAAGUUCCGCGCGAGAAAAGUGAAUCAUAUACAAACUAGCGUGGUCGUUCAAGUACCAUACCCGUUAAAGUUAAAACCGUUGGGAAAAACGAGAUAUUUUCAAGUGCGUGAGCAGUGGAGAAUUACCGAUUUCCUAUUCAAUCCGAUGAUCUUAAUGAUGUUCCUACCUCUGCUCUUAAUUAUGAUUUUACCAAAAAUGCUAAGCGAUCCGGAGACCAAACGGGAAAUGGAACAAAUCGGAAGUCUGACUAACUUUGAGAUGCCUGCUGUUUCUGAUUAUGUCACCAAUUACCUGGCGACUGCUCAAUCACAACCGGUUAAGAAGAAUGCGAAAAACAAGAAAAGACAAUGAGAUUUUAGUGCAGUGUUGCAAUUUACUUGUUCUUUAGGUAAAUAAACUUCGGUAGGUUUUGUGAGGUGAAGUGCACUAAUUUUAUUUCAUUAUUUAAUUAAGUAUCAAUUUUAUGGCAAGAUGUUGAUGUAGGGGAAAUUGUUAUGCUCACUUAUUUAUACAUGAAGUCAGUAUGUAUUUAUGUAAUAAUUGUUAUUUAGGUUUGUUAUGUUUCUUAUCAAAGUAUGUGAUUUGUUUA